GUGCGCUUACCAGUAACCACUUUCAACAUUUCUGCAAAGCUAGAGAAGGGUUCCCAGUGCCGGUUCCGACACUGUGAAGAGGCCCUAGGCAGUGACACUGUGUGCUCAUUAUGGAGAGAUAGAAAAUGUUUAGAUCCACUUUGCAGGUUUAGACACAUGGAAAUGCAGCAAAACUGCAGCAUUUCGUGUUUCUGGGAAACUCAACCUCUUGGUUGUGUGAAGAUCAGUUGUAUCUUUUACCACAGCAAACCUCGAAAUAUCAAUGGAUUAUUUUUGCCACCAAGUAGCAAUACCACUCUACAGAAAGAAAAUCAGGAAGGAAAUCCAUCCCCAAGCCAGAGUCAAGAACCUCUGAAAUCCCUGGAAAAUAUAUCACGACCCAUUCAUCAUCCUUUAGUUUUAAAAGCUAACUUUGAAGAGGAGGAGGCGGAGGAAGAGGCAGUACAAAAUGAUGCUUCUAGCUUAUGGACAAAGACCCCUGAAGAAAUUGAAGAAAAAAGAGCAAUAAAGGAGAUGUGUGUUAAAUCUGGUGAAUACUAUCGAUUUCACGCUCCUCCAGAUAUUUCAUCACCAAAAAGCAUAUGUCCUACAGUAGAAAAAGAGUUAGGAAAGGCUUUGGAAAGUGGCAGUGAAUUACAAGAAGGGGAUGGUCUUAUGGUUCCAACAAAGUUUAGCCUAUUUGAAAGACAAGGAGAGGUAAAAGCAUCAUUGGAUAGGAAACCAAGGACUGACAUUGCUACCUUUGAAAAUGGAGGAGGUGACUGCUAUGGUCCACAGAGGAUUAUAUUUCUUGGAGUAGAUGAAAGUAAAGCUUUAGCCGAAGAGAAAGAAACCAUUACCUCAAAAGGUUCAAAUACCAAAGAAGAUAACAAGGAGAGUCUCCAUCCAAAGCAUUCCCUAACUACAUGCCUAGUAUCUACAAUGCAUAUAUUAAAUGCUACUGAGAAUAUCAGUGUGGAGUGUAGAGAGGACCCCUCCUCAAUGAGUGAUGUGCAGCCAGUGAGGAAGCCUCAUUUUAAAGGUGUGAAGAAAAGAAAAUGGAUUUAUGACGAACCAAAGAACUUUUCUGGCUCUGGAAUGCGAAGAGCAGUACACACCCCAAAUCCCAAAGAUAAAAUGAGCUACCAUCAUCAUAAUAAAAACCGAAAUGCUGAAAAUGCCUCCUGUAUGCAUGUUCGAAGAGAUGCUGUAAGGACUGCCACACUAAAUGCCCCUCCCAGCAACAGGACCAGCAGUGGGCCUUACAAUAAAGCCGAUGUUAACAAGGAUCCCAAACUCAACCUCUAUCCAGACAAACGUAUGUCAACAUCCUAUAAUAGUUCAGCCUGGAGAAGAAGAAUUCCUUUUUCAAAAACAUAUUCAAAAACCGAAAAGAUAUAUCCAGAACCAAGAAGAAAUGGGAGCAAGUGAGAGAAGAGAACAAUGAGAAAAGAGAAAAGUGCCAACCAUCAUCUGAUUUACAAUCAAAAAUGAAAAUUCAAAGAAUGAGAUAUUCAAGUACUCCAUGGUGUAAUAGUGGAUAGCCAAAGAUGAUAAAAUGUAAAUUCUUAAAAAAGAUGCAGGAAGUUCUUUGUGCUCUUUCAAAACUGAUAAAAAUGCAAAUUGCAAACAGCUGCCUGUUUAUGUAUAUCUGGGAUUCAUUCAAUUCAUUACCACAAACUUUUAAUAAAAUUAAAAAGUUUG
Messenger RNA from Nannospalax galili (Upper Galilee mountains blind mole rat), 1683 nucleotides. RefSeq names its product chromosome unknown C12orf50 homolog (gene Zc3h11d). Lineage: Eukaryota; Metazoa; Chordata; Mammalia; Rodentia; Spalacidae. The transcript is spliced from 13 exons. The coding region runs from base 157 to 1410 and encodes 417 amino acids. The record is from RefSeq and is a predicted model, not a curated record.